UUGAUGGAUUAAUGCUAAGCAGCUCCCUCUUCCAAAGCACCACCUGAUCUUUGGGGCUUGUGCCCCACAUAUAAAAGGCUGCAGUAGUGCUGAGCUCAGCUAGUCCAGCCAUCUCUCUCUCUCUCUGCCUCUCUUUCUCCUUCGCCACUUUCUGUCUUCCUCUCCAUCCUCCCUGUCCUCUGCUUUCUGUCUCUCUGCUGCUGCCUUUACUACAUUCUCUCUUUCCUUCUGUCUUUAAAUCUUGUCCACAAUUUAUUGUUAAUCUUUUUUUUCUCAAUCCUCCACUGUUUGGCCUGUGCAAGAAGGCCGCCUGGAAGCUCAGUACAUUUCUGCUCUUUUCUUUUUUCUUUUUUUUCAUCAUCAGCCUGUUCACAUUUUUCUAUGAGGCUCUAGCAUCAGUUUUUUUUCUUAAUCAGGGAAAGAAAAUGCCACGUUCCUUUUUGGUGAAGCAGCCGAAGGUUCAUGAUUUCUCGUCUUCCAACUACUACCACCAGCACCAGCAGCACUGGGACGACUCUUAUACUGUGACACAUGCCAUCACAGAGUCUGCCACCAACUUGGCGGUGCGUUUGAGUGAAAAUGGCUACAUCCAUGAUUACAUCAUCCCCUCGGUGUUGCAGAACACAAAGGAGCCGGGUCAUGAGCAGACCGGGCUCUCCUCUGUGCCCCUGUACUCCCCAGGUGGCAGUGGCGGGGAAGAGUUCUCUGACCAUGACAUGGAGCAUCCAGACAGUCCCAUCUCCAGUGGCACAGUUGAGUCAGACAGUAGUGGCCCUGAAUUGGAGUCAUGUGGCAUAAAUGCUUUCCUCAUCUCUGAUGGCCGUUCUCGCCGGAGGCCUAACCAGAGGUAUCCUCACAAGGGAGGCAGCCAAUCGGACAGCAGCGAGGGUGUUGGCUCAGCAGACAGCAGCCCCACCAAGGGGAAAUCCAAAGGGCGCCAUAUGUGCGGCGAGUGUGGAAAGUCUUACGCCACGUCCUCCAAUCUGAGCAGACACAAACAGACUCACCGCAGCCUGGAUAGCCAGCAGGCAAGGAAGUGUCCCACCUGCCACAAAGUGUACGUGUCCAUGCCAGCAUUGGCCAUGCACAUGCUGACCCAUGACCUGAAGCACGAGUGCACGGUCUGCGGCAAAGCCUUCAGUCGACCCUGGCUCCUGCAGGGCCACAUGAGGUCCCACACUGGGGAGAAACCAUUCGCCUGUGCCCAUUGUGGAAAAGCCUUUGCUGACCGCUCCAACCUGCGCGCACACAUGCAGACGCACUCAGCCUUCAAGCACUACUCCUGUAAACGCUGCCACAAAAGCUUCGCACUCAAGUCCUACCUGAACAAGCACUAUGAGUCAGCCUGUUUCAAAGGGCACCAACCAGAGGAUGACUUCAGCUCUGAGGACUGAUUGGGAAAUAUUCCUCUCCUUCAUUUCUAUUUAUACACUUUUUAAUACAAGAAAAUCUGAGAAAAGCUUGCCACUUCCCAGGCUUGUCUAAUGCAUGCAUCAUAAUCCUGCCUUUUGAUAUAAGCAAUAACCUCACUUGAAAUUAUUCAGGAAUUAUGUAUGAAAUUCAUAAAAAUCUCAGUGUUUAUCACAAAUAUAAAAUAUUUUAUAUUGUUUUUUAUAAAUUGAAUUGCAAUAAUUUACAUGCCAGUAUUAUUUUAUAUGUCAACUAGCUCUUAAUUUACCUCAAACAUAUCUUAUUUGUUAAAAAAAAUGUAUUUGUGUAAUUAUUAAUUUAUUUAACUAUUUAUUUGCCAAUUCUGAAGAUUAUUUAUUUAUUAUUGGUUGAUGUAUUUUUGAAUUUAACAUAACUUAAUUUGAAGCCAUGUAUUGGAUUUGUUGUAAACAAAAGCCAAAAUAUAUUCUGACACUCUAUAUUUGUCUGUCUGAUCAAUUUGGUGAUGACAAUAAAACAGAUGAAAAUAAAUCAUUACUAAAACUCCA
Epinephelus lanceolatus (giant grouper) is the source of this 1937-nucleotide messenger RNA. Its product is annotated as transcriptional repressor scratch 1-like. Gene Ontology annotation, biological process: regulation of DNA-templated transcription. The record is from RefSeq and is a predicted model, not a curated record. Lineage: Eukaryota; Metazoa; Chordata; Actinopteri; Perciformes; Serranidae. Gene Ontology annotation, molecular function: DNA-binding transcription factor activity, RNA polymerase II-specific; RNA polymerase II cis-regulatory region sequence-specific DNA binding.